This is a messenger RNA of Galdieria sulphuraria, 780 nucleotides long. RefSeq lists its product as uncharacterized. The record is from RefSeq and is a predicted model, not a curated record. The transcript is spliced from 2 exons. Lineage: Eukaryota; Rhodophyta; Bangiophyceae; Galdieriales; Galdieriaceae. Bases 34 to 681 code for a protein of 215 amino acids.
AUUAUCUUAUGAGAAUGUGUUGGAGGCCGAAAGAUGUGGAGACUUGUUAGAGUAGGCUUGCAAGUUGUUGAACAACUGAAAAUUCCCAAAAGCAGCUAUUUUCGUCGUGGACUCUCUGAGAAGUUUUUUUCUUUGACUCGAGACACAAAUAAUUCUCGUAAAUUGGUUCCACUUAUAACAGAGGUUUCGGAUCCUAGACUGUUUCCUAGUAUCAGAAGGAGUUCUGCCUCGUUUUGGGAAGAUAUAAAACAACGUAUUGAAAAAUAUUCGACAAGAGUAGAGUUUUACAGGGAUUUGUUUGCCUCUCCGAGGGCGAAGUUAGCGUUGAAAAAAUUUGGUUAUUUUAUUGCCGGCUUCAAUGGAAUGUUCAUCUACAUGUCCCUCGAAUAUGGAAAUUGGGACUUUGCUUAUGACUUGAAUGCAACCUAUGCUGACAUUGAUCACGUAGUAGAUCUUAUUUGGGAUCCCACGUUGGUGGAAUAUUAUAUGGCCUUGAGGAAGACUCUGAAUGAAAUGGAGAAUGGUUUGGAUUGGCUACUGUUUGCCACUUAUUUCGAGAAAACAGGAGACACGAACAUUGCUUAUGAAGCCAAGGCCAUGGCGUAUUUAGUUGAAGGAGGAAAGUUGGAAGAGUUCGGUAACCUUGUUGUGAAAAGUCCCGUUCCACAAAGACCGCAAUAACUUCCAUUUCUUUUGAAUGUAUAUGUUAGUCUAUCAAAAGAUUUCGACAUUGGCAGUUAUGUCACCUCGUUCUCUUUGGUAUAGAGUGUCUUUUUUCCC